Schistosoma turkestanicum is the source of this 277-nucleotide messenger RNA. The record is from the annotation of a GenBank genome assembly. NCBI's taxonomy places the organism in Eukaryota, Metazoa, Platyhelminthes, Trematoda, Strigeidida, Schistosomatidae.
AUGGUAUUAUUAGCACCAGAAAUGAAACCGAAAGCAUGUAUUGAAUUUAUAGCGGAAGUUUUGAUUUUACAUCAUCCAACCACUAUUUCCGUGGGUUAUCAAGCUAUGGUACAUGCUGGACCAGUAAGACAAACUGCAACAAUUUUGAAAUUAUAUUCACAUGAACAUUUACGUACGGGGGAUAAAGAUAUGGUUGUAUUUCGUUUUAUUAAAUCACCAGAAUAUUUAUACACUGGGUUGCGUUUAAUAUUUCGUGAAGGUAAAACAAAAGCUGUGG